Sporothrix schenckii 1099-18 is the source of this 2010-nucleotide messenger RNA. RefSeq names its product ribosomal rRNA-processing protein 8. NCBI's taxonomy places the organism in Eukaryota, Fungi, Ascomycota, Sordariomycetes, Ophiostomatales, Ophiostomataceae. Gene Ontology annotation, biological process: ribosomal large subunit biogenesis; rRNA methylation. Gene Ontology annotation, cellular component: nucleolus. Gene Ontology annotation, molecular function: rRNA (adenine) methyltransferase activity. The transcript has 2 exons. The record is from RefSeq and is a predicted model, not a curated record. The coding region runs from base 1 to 2010 and encodes 669 amino acids.
AUGUUCGCUGUCCCGGGCUGGUCGGUUUCGGCCGACAAGCUCAAGACAGAGACUCUGAACAAGCCUCCACCACAAGAGAAGGGCGUCAAGGGCCACUCGACCAAGGGCACUGGUGCCAAUGCGACCGCGCUUUUCGCCGAGCCGGCCGCCAAGAAGCGGAAGCGAGAGAAGGCGGCCAAGAGAGAGUCUAGUGGUCCCCAGAUCACGGGCAAAAACCUCGCCGAGAUGUGGGAACGCGUGAUCGAGAAGAGAGAUCCGUCGCAGCGCACCGAGGGCGGUGCUCCACCGUCCAAGAAGUCAAGACGGAACAAGAAGGACAAGUCAGAGGUCGAGGGCGAGACAGAGGCGGCAACGAAACCAAACAAGCCAGCUGCUGCGCAGCAUGUUUCUGAACCGAUCUCGAUCCCGACCAAGUCCCCCGCGUCCAAGGAGACGCCCGACCGGGACGAGGCUAAGCCUGCGAAGAAGUCCGGGGCCAAGGCACGCAUCGACAGUGUCCCGGUAGCAAGCGAGAAGUCCGACCAUUCGACACAGAGCGGCAAAGUCAAGGACAAGAAGGAGAAGAAAGUCAAGGCUGCCGAGGCCGACACGUUCGAGCACACACCCAAAACCGAUAAGCAGGAACAUAAGGAUAAAAAGGACAAAAAGGACAAGAAAAAACGCGAAGAUGUCCAAAUGGAGGACGUUCAGACCACACCAAAGGAGCAGACACCCAGCAAGAAGCAAAAGGCAGACAAGCUCAAGCAGGACAAGCCCAUCGCAUUUACAGCAGCUGCUGCUGUUGCUGCUGCGUCCCCGGCCGCUGCCACUGCUGGCGUCCUCUCUCUCCCGCCGGCCGGUCCCAAGCUCACGCCGCUGCAGGCGUCCAUGCGUGCCAAGCUCGUGUCCGCUCGCUUCCGCCACCUCAACGAGACCCUCUAUACGACUCCCUCCGCCGAGGCCCUGCGUCUCUUUGGCGAGUCGCCCGACAUGUUCCACGCCUACCAUGAGGGCUUCCGGCAGCAGGUCUCGGUCUGGCCCGAGAACCCCGUCGACGGCUACGUAGCCGAGUUGGGUGGUGGCGGUCGUGGUGGCGGUCGGGGACGAGGCGGUCGUGGCGGCCGUGGCGGCUUUGGUGGCCACCACCACCGCGACCCCACGGAUACCCUGCCCCGCACCCAUGGGCAGUGUCGUCUCGCUGACAUUGGCUGCGGCGAUGCGCGCCUGGCUGCUUCGCUCGCGCCCGAUGCUGCGGCCCUCCGCAUCGAGGUGCUGAGUUUUGAUCUGCACGCCGACCCCAACAACCCGUUUAUCACGGCGGCCGCGGACGCCUCGGACCUUCCACUGGGCCCGGGGUCCGUCGACGUCACCGUGUUUUGCCUCGCACUCAUGGGCACCAACUGGCUGUCCUUUGUCGAGGAGGCCUACCGCGUGCUGCGGUGGAAGGGCGAGCUGUGGGUGGCGGAGAUCAAGAGCCGCUUUGCGGGCGGUGCGGAGAUGCGCGCACGCCUCAAGCAGAAGCAGCAGGCGAACCAAAAGGGUCCCGUCUCGCACAGCGUUGGCUUCCGGCGAAAGAAUGGCAUCAAGGGUGGCAAGAAGGCUGGUCAGGACGAGGAUGACCCGGAUGUUGUGGCUGCCGCCAUCAGCGAGGUGGACGGCGCUGAUGAGGGUGGCAGCACGGGUGCUACCGAUGUGUCUGCCUUUGUGCAGGCACUACGCCGUCGUGGCUUUGUCCUGGACGAGAGUGCUGCCUCUGGCGAGGAUGGCCCGCCCAAGUCGACGGGUGGCAAGCCGCCUGCGGUGGACCUGAGCAACAAGAUGUUUGUCAAGAUGCGCUUCAUCAAGGCGGCGCCGCCGAUGGUUGGUAAGGAGGAGGUCAUGCAGUCACUCAAUGGUGGCCGGGGCAGCGAUGGCGGCGCCAAAAAGCCGUCGGUGUUCGACGACGACAAGAACAACCAGAACGCAGACCCCAUGGCCGACCCGGCGCUGGAGGCGAAGAUCCUCAAGCCGUGUGUGUACAAGCUGCGGUAA